CUGAUGGUCGGUCGUCAUUUUUCUCUCUGUGUGUGUCAUUUUGGACACAUUACGUACAUAUGUGUAUACGUAUACACGUGUGUGUGCGUACAGAUGCGGACAUGUAAUUGUAAUGGAUCGGUUGACUCAGUGAAGGAGCGUCUUUAUCUGCCAAUCGAUCGACCGACUGAGUGAGUCAUUGGCUAACGUACUGUGUCUGCCAUCGAUCGUCAUGAUGGUGCCAGGCUGCCGGGUGACGAUGGCCGUCUGUCUGCUUCUCCUCUGUCUCACCAUGGUGCGUAUCCCAACACACACAACACGCAGCAGACAGCCGCAGCUCAUUCACAGUGUGUGUGUCGUUGCUUGCUGCAGGUGCUGCGUCAGUCGAGUGGCGGCCGCGCCUCAUCGGUGAGUCGGUUUGACUUCAUGCGCUACGACGGCCGGCCAUUCGUGGCUGACAACUCAUUCGUCAAGUGAGCAGAGAGGGACCAAUGAUGGCUGGUUGAUGUAUGUGUGCCGUGUGUGUGCAGUGGUGGUGCGGAUCGUCCUCUGGGUGUGUUCAAGCCGGGCCCCUCGCUCGCGAUGCAGAAGGCACGGGAGCUGGCCAGGCAGAGGAAAGAGCGCAGGAGAUAUGAGAGGGACGCACGCAAAUCCAUCGCCUACUAGUGAGUGCACGCAUGACAGACAGACAGAUGUGUGUGUGUGUGUGUGUGUGUGUGUGUGUUGCCAGUUACGAGAAGGAGUACCAGCACGACAGCGACUUCCCAGUCCCAUCAAUCCCAUCACUCCGGUUAGUUCAGCCGACAGGCUUGUGAUGAUCGAAGGAUGUCGUGUCGUGUCGUGUGUAGGCUGAAGGACGUGUCGUUCCCGCGGUCCACCAUCGUGUGACGAGGAGUCAGACAGAGCAGACACACAAGAACCGACUGCCGGAUCCGU
Vitrella brassicaformis is the source of this 915-nucleotide messenger RNA. NCBI's taxonomy places the organism in Eukaryota, Vitrellaceae. The record is from the annotation of a GenBank genome assembly.